Molecule: messenger RNA, 5515 nt
Organism: Solea solea (common sole)
Lineage: Eukaryota; Metazoa; Chordata; Actinopteri; Pleuronectiformes; Soleidae
Product: leucine-rich repeat flightless-interacting protein 1-like
Exons: 17
Coding region: 407-2866 (819 amino acids)
Biological process (GO): regulation of transcription by RNA polymerase II
Molecular function (GO): DNA-binding transcription factor activity, RNA polymerase II-specific; RNA polymerase II cis-regulatory region sequence-specific DNA binding
Source: RefSeq, a predicted model, not a curated record
UGUGUGUGUGUGCGCGUGUGUGCGUGUGUGUGUGUGUGUCCCUGCCUGCCUGCCUUCCCGCCUUCCCAGACCGGUACCGGCUCUGCUGCGGCUGCACAGUUCCGUUUCAUCAGCUUCUGGAACAUUCCCGGGUUUUUACCGCAGCCGUGAACGGAAGCGUCACCAUUUUAAUGCGAGAGAUACACUUGACAGCGAGCUAACAUUAACUAGCUAAAUCCAGCCGCCGAACCGCGUCAAGAAAACACGGACUUUAGUACCGAACAGGAUCCGGUGUUCACGGAACCAGUUUUUAACAGCGGCUCCGGUGUUCGCAGACCGCAGCACACCUGUGCGCAUCAUUCGGCUUCAGGACCUGACCUCUAACUGGUGUUAAACCGAUCUUAAAUCUGCUCCAGAGUCCAGAACCAUGAGCGCCCAGGGACCGGGACCGGGCCGGAAGAGGAUCCCGAACCGGGACAAGCUGAGCGCAGAGGACGAGGCUCUGAACCAGAUCAUCCGGGAGGCAGAGGCACGGCUAGCAGCGAAACGAGCGGCGAGAGCCGAGGCCCGAGAGAUUAGGAUGAAGGAGCUGGAGAGACGGGAGAAGGAGAGAUAUUAUGGUCUGGAUAAUAAGUGGGGUCACAUUGAAAAGUGGAUGGAGGACAGUGAGCGUUACUCUCGUCCCUCUCGGAGACUCACCUCGGUUUCUGAUGACGAGGAGAAAAUGUCUGUGGGAAGUCGUGGAAGCUUCAGGCCCUCAGAUUACAGCAGCUUCCUGAGCUCCAGCUCUCGAGCUUCUUCCAGGGCGAGUUCAGCUCGAGCGAGUCCAGUGGUGGAGGACAGAUCUGACAGAGACUUCCUGGACAAAGGCUCCAGGACCGCCUCCACUCUGUCCACUGCCACGCUGGCGUCUCUGGGCGGGGCCUCGUCUCGAAGAGGAAGCUGUGACACAUCCUUCUCUGUGGAGACGGAGGCGUCCAUCAGAGAAAUCAAGGACUCUCUGGUGGAGGCGGAGGAGAAGUAUCGUAGAGCCAUGGUCUCUAACGUGCAGCUUCACAGCGAGAAGAUGGCGCUCAUGUAUCAGGUGGACACUUUGAGGGAGGAGCUUAAUGAUAUGGAGGAGAUGUUGUGGGAGGCACGGCGACAGUGUGACGUCACCGCCAAGGAGUUUGAACGAGAACGACAAAAUCACACUGUUACACAAUUGACUCUGAAACACAUGAGAGACGCUGAGAGAGAGAAGGAGGAGCUGCUGACUGAAGUGUGUGAGCUGCGUGGGAGGAGCAGAACACACAGACAGGAAGUGAGUGACCUGCAGGAGGCGCUGCAGUGGAAGGAGAAGAGGAUCAUGGCCUUAGAGCGACACAAAGACCUCUGUGAUGUCACCGGGCUGAAGAAAGAGGGUGUGGUCUCACCUGACGCCGCCCCCAAUGGUGAAUUGGAGAAGUGCACGGCUCAGGAGGCAUGUCCUGGUGUCAGGGAGAGCAUGCUGGGUGAAGCUGGAGCGCAGCGUCCAGCAGAGGACGCCACGGGUCCACAGGAUGAGAGGAAGGACACCACGUGUCCACAGGACGAGAGGAAGGACGCCACGUGUCCACAGGAUGAGAGGAAGGACGCCACCUGCAGGACAUUUAAAUGUUCAGUGAAUCUCAGGACGCUUCAGCCCGAGAACUUCACAUCCACAACCCAACCAGGAUCUGCAGUUGCCAUGGUAACCGCAGAGGACUGGGUCUUGCCAGGAAGAAGCAAACACAACACCAGAUCAGAGUCCAGACCUGUUCCACCACAACCUCAGAGAGAACUCCUCCUGGACUACGAAGAACCUGACCAUCCACUGCCAUGGAAACUAAAACCAGACACGGCGUCCGGUUCCGUUGAAGACUUGACUCAAACGUGUCUGUCUGUCGAUCAACAGAAUCCAGAAGAACAUGGAAGAACCAGUAGAGAUGAUACGGAUGAUGAAGACGGUUUGGGACAGUCUGAAGACGAAGACCGUGAAGGACAAAAUCCUCAAGUUCUUAGUAGAGAUUUGAAAUCAGCAGGUCCUCAAAGUCCAGGAGAAGACAAACACGUGACCUUCAGUGGUUUCAGCUGCUCCGAUGGUGGUGAUGAACCCAAAAACCAGGAGCCUGAUCCACGUGGACCAGAGGAAGGAGAGGAGGUGAAGAACCAGAGGAUUUAUGAAGAAGAGUCUCCUCUGGUGCAGAAAACAAAUCUAGAACUUAUAUUUGAAAAUCAGAACCAAACACCACAGUCUUCAGCUGGAUCUCUGUUUGUCCACAGGGGGGCACUGAAGGACUGGACUGGUCUGGACAAGAUGGUUCAGAGCAUCCUCAGGCAGUUUCUUCAGAAUCAAAGUUUUGUGGCUGAGAUGAGGAACCGUGUUCCUAAACUCACAGGAUCUGUGAACUGGUGGAUUCCUGAAGGACAAGACAUGGAAAUGAGAACCCAAGCCAAAGUUCUGGAUAAGCAGGGUCUACAAGACCACACCAAACCAUUAGCAGAUGGAGAUCAAACCCAGGAUCCAUCAGGUACUGGUUCCAUCAUUGACCGAGAAGCUGCAGGAAGAAGGUCAGAGGUCACCUUCAGAACACCUGCUUCAGAAGAUCAGAGGAACCAGGACCCUGACCUGACCCCGGGCUUCUGCUGCCACCGGUUAGUUUUUGUCGAGUCAUACUUUGCUGAACCCUUUGAGAGCCGAGCAGAAGAUUGUGGGUCAGAUCAGGAUUCAGUGGAUCUGGAUCAUGAACCAGAGGAACCAGCAGGAAGUCCUGCUGAAGGUCUACAGGAAGAACAACAUCAAACAAACUGUUGCCUUCAUCACAAGUCAAAGGUUGUUUUUCCUGUGAAGAACAGGAAGCAGAAAAAUGACUGUGACAUUUUAUAAACUGAUCAUGUGACUGAUGAUGUCACUUAAAUUCGUGUGUGUGUGUGUGUGUGUGUGUGGGCUGUCUCACUGUACUGCAAGUGAGAGGACACACACACACAGAUACUAAAGAGAAGGGGGCGGAGCAUUGCAGCCCGUGGCCAAGUGGAAAGGGAACUUGACUUGUAACCGGAGGGUCGCCGGUUCAAAUCCCCACCCGGCCAAAAAAAAAGGGCUGGGGUACUCCUGAGCAAGGUACCCAACCCCCAAUGCUCCCCGGGCGCUACUCAGUGUGGCAGCCCACUGCUCCUAAUUCUAGGAUGGGUCAAAUGCAGAGGAAUACUUUCCUUAGGGGAUUAAUAAUGAAUUUAAACUUUAAACUUUAACUUUAAUGUCAGUUACUCUCGUCACCUUAGUGGACAAAUAAUGUGCAAUAAAAUCUUCAAACAUCAAGAAUUCAUGUUUGAAUCUUUAAUUCACUUCAAAAUCAUCGUUAUUAUUGAUUUAAUUAUGUGUGUGUGCGUGCGUGCAUGUGUGUGUGCGUGCAUGUGUGUGUGUGUGUGUGUUGCAGAGCUGCAGCUGAAGAAGCUUCUCGAUGAACGGCUGAAUUUACAGGAUGAGAUGAGACACCUGAGGACUCAGCUGGACACUGAUGCAGUGCAGCAGCCACAGGUGGGCGCUGCUGUAGACCUGGACCUGCAGAGAGACACUAACAGACUCAUCAGUGAACUCAAGUUUAAACUGGUCAGGUGUGAACAGGAAGUGACUGUUCUGCAACACAACGUCAUCCGUCUUGAAGGUCAGGUGACUCGAUACAAGUCGGCAUCAGAGAAGAGCGAGAUGAUGGAGGACGAGCUGAAGGUGGAGAACAGGAAACUGCAGAGAGAGGAAAGUAUCAGGACUGUCUGUCUGUUUGUCUCUGUGUGUCUGUCUGUCUGUCUCUCUCGUGUCUCUCGUUCUUUGACUUCACAUCUGUCUCUCGUGUCUCUCGUUCUUUGACUUCACGUCUGUCUCUCGUGUCUCUCGUUCUUUGACCUCACGUCAGUCUCUCGUGUCUCUCGUUCUUUGACUUCACAUCUGUCUCUCGUUCUUUGACCUCACGUCUGUCUCUCGUGUCUCUCGUUAUUUGACCUCACGUCUGUCUCUCGUGUCUAUCAUUCUUUGAUUUCACAUCUGUCUCUCGUGUCUCUCGUUCUUUGACUUCACGUCUGUCUCUCGUGUCUAUCAUUCUUUGAUUUCACAUCUGUCUCUCGUGUCUCUCGUUCUUUGACUUCACAUCUGUCUCUCGUUCUUUGACCUCACAUCUGUCUCUCGUGUCUCUCGUUAUUUGACCUCACGUCUGUCUCUCGUGUCUAUCAUUCUUUGAUUUCACAUCUGUCUCUCGUGUCUCUCGUUCUUUGACUUCACGUCUGUCUCUCGUGUCUCUCGUUCUUUGACCUCACGUCUGUCUCUCGUGUCUCUCGUUCUUUGACUUCACAUCUGUCUCUCGUUCUUUGACCUCACGUCUGUCUCUCGUGUCUCUCGUUCUUUGACCUCACGUCUGUCUCUCGUGUCUCUUGUUCUUUGACUUCACGUCUGUCUCUCGUUCUUUGACCUCACGUCUGUCUCUCGUGUCUCUCGUUCUUUGACUUCACGUCUGUCUCUCGUGUCUCUCGUUCUUUGACUUCACAUCUGUCUCGUUCUUUGACCUCACGUCUGUCUCUCGCUCUUUGACUUCACGUCUGUCUCUCGUUCUUUGACCUCACUUCUGUCUCUCGUGUCUCUCGUUCUUCAGCUUCACGUCUGUCUCUCGUGUCUCGCAUUCUUUGACUUCACGUCUGUCUUUGGUGUCUCUUGUUCUUUGACCUCACGUCUGUCUCUCGUGUCUCUCGUUCUUCAGCUUCACGUCUGUCUGUCGUGUCUCUCGUUCUUUGACCUCACGUCUGUCUCUCGUGUCUCUCGUUCUUCAGCUUCACGUCUGUCUCUCGUGUCUCGCAUUCUUUGACUUCACGUCUGUCUUUGGUGUCUCUCGUUCUUUGACCUCACGUCUGUCUCUCGUGUCUCUCGUUCUUCAGCUUCACGUCUGUCUUUCGUGUCUCUCGUUCUUUGACCUCAUGUCUCUCGUUCUUUGGCUUCACGUCUGUCUCUCGUGUCUCGCGUUCUUUGACUUCACGUCUGUCUUUCGUGUCUCUCGUUCUUUGACCUCACGUCUGUCUCUCGUGUCUCUCGUUCUUUGACCUCACGUCUGUCUCUCGUGUCUCUCGUUCUUUGACUUCACGUCUGUCUCUCAUGUCUCUCGUUCUUUGACUUCACGUCUGUCUCUCGUUCUUUGACUUCACGUCUGUCUCUGGUGUCCCUGCAGCUCAGAGCGGCGUUGGACCGUGUGGACGAGUUGGACACAUCCAACAGUCACCUGACCAAGCGUCUGGAGAAGAUGAAGUCCAACCGCAGCGCUCUGCUGGCCCAGCAGUGAGAGGGGGCGGAGUUACCUGACAUCGUAAUGUGGGCGGAGUUUACAAGAUGGGACUUGAACCAGACCAGAAACAUUUCCAUGGCAACAAGGAGGGUCAUGUGACAUUUAGCAGUCGUUGACAUUAGGGGGCGUCGUCCUCCUCUUGUAACUGUUCAUUGAUCAAUGAUUAGAACUCUGUAUAAGCCCCUCCCCCUGAAUAAACAGGGCGUGGUCAUGGA